UUUCUUCUCUCUCUCUCUCUUCCUUUUCUUGAGAAAGGAGAGGAGAAUAGCUCGAGAGCGCUUUUUUUUCAUCCGGGUUUUGUGGUAUAAUCCUUCAUCUUAUUGUUAAGAUUCUUUCAGAUCGAUCAAGGUCUUUCAUUUUUAUACGUCUGGGUUUCAGUAUAGUUGUACGGAAAUUCAUACGAGUCAUAAUGCAAGGGCAAAGGGGUACUCUCCCUUCCUUGCCUGAAACCCUCUUUGAUCAUAGUUCUACAUCUACUAAUGCUGCUAUUGAACAGCAGGUUUACUGGAAUAAUAUUCAAGAUCCUAUGGAAAAUAGAUUGCCUAAUUGUUUGAUGGCAUCUGAUGACAUGAACAUUGGAUAUGUGAGCCCUAUUGGUCGAGAAGAGCAGCUGGGUAGAUGGAGCUUGGGAGAGCCUAGCUCUAGUGGAAUGCAAAAUGAGGUCGGGUAUAAUGAGCGGAAAACAGAUCAUGGAUGGUCAUUGUCUAUGGGUGCUUCAGCAAAUGUUGGUCCGAGGUUAGACGGGCGGAGGUACGAACAGAACUCUGUAUUUAUGCAAAGUUCCAAUUCUGAUACUGUUCCUGAGAAUCAAAGGUUAAAUGCUGGAUUAGUUGGUCAUGGUGAUAAUAACUGUCAAGUUACAGAAUGGUCUAACAUUUAUAAGCCUAGUGGAUCCGAAAAUGAGCAGAGUUCUCUGGGUGCUGGCCCUGAAGCAUUUCUACUUGCUUCCGGAAGUGCUGGGUAUGUUGUGGAUGAUAGUGAUAGCAGACCUGGUUGCUCAUAUGAGGAUCGUCGUACGUCAUGCAAAAGAAAGGCUGUGGAAGGAAAUGUUGGGCAGUCCUCUUCGAGUGGAAGUUCUGGCUACUAUAAUAUAGCAGAAAUUGGUGCGUGGCAUGGUGUUUCUGCUAACUAUAUUGCUGGAAGCAAUGUGAAUAUGUCUCCCCCCUCAAGACAGGCGCAUCCUAGACUUGGAUUAGACAUCAGAGGAUCAACAUCUGAUAGCAUUCCCGAACGAAUUGUUUUACCACCAACUGCAGAGAACUCACACGGGAAUUUCCGACUGAGAAUAAAUCCUUCUAGUCUACAAGAACCUAUUGCUCGUCCGCUACUUUCUACAGGUGAUAUAGUCCGUCAGUCUGUUACUUUCUUUGCACCUCAGUCGUCAAGACUUCUUCCAACUGAUCAUUCUCUGGACUUAAGUUCGGCACGAGUGGUACAUUAUGCAAGUUCUGAAAACCCGAAUGUUGUAAUUAAUGUCCCAACUUUGCUUCAAAAUGGAGGUUCUGGCUCGAGAACUUGGUAUUCAUCAAAUUCUAACCUAUCUGCUGAUAGAGAUGUACCACGAGAAAGACAUCAAUCAAGAAGUGCCAGAAACCUAUUAGAUCAUCGUAUGUUGAUUCCUGCACCAGAAUUAAGAACUUUAGUUGGAAAUCCUGGUUUGAGCAGUGGAAGUAUAAGUCCUCCUGGAAAUGUUGCUUCUGCUUCCCGUGCUGGUUCAAAUUCUGGUGUCAAUGCAACGUCCGCAUCUACUGGGAUUCCUCAUCCCAGUUCCUCUUCGCAAUAUCCACGAAGGUUGUCAGAACUUGUUUGUCAGCCGUUAAUGUCUUCCCUUGGCACUGAAUCUGGAGGCCAGAGCAAUCAUUCCUCACUUCCUUGUCAACCUACUGCCUCUCCAGAAGAGAUGAUGCUUUCCUCUCGAGUAAGUAAUCAGGCUCUCCAUCGUUCAUAUCCUAGGUCAUUUCCAUGGGUGGAGAGACAAGAUGCUGGUUUGGUUGGAGUUCCGCACUCGUUGCGAACUUUAGCUUUUGCCACUGAAGGAAGAAGCAGGCUUGUUGCAUCUGAGAUUCGCAAUGUCUUGGAUCUCAUGCGUAGAGGGGAGAACUUGCGGUUUGAGGAUGUUAUGAUCCUUGAUCAAUCAGUACUUUUAGGGGUAGCUGAUAUUCAUGAUCGGCAUAGGGAUAUGCGGCUCGAUGUUGAUAACAUGUCAUAUGAGGAGUUAUUGGCUCUGGAAGAACGCAUUGGUAACGUAAGCACAGGGUUGAGUGAAGAAACCAUAUUAAAACGUCUGAAACAACGAAAGAACUCUGGUGCAUCAGGAGCUCAGUUAGAGGCCGAACCGUGUUGUGUGUGUCAGGAAGAAUAUAAUGAUGGAGAAGAUAUCGGGACACUGGAAUGUGGCCACGACUUCCAUGCUGAUUGCAUUAAACAAUGGCUGAUGCACAAAAACUUGUGCCCCAUUUGUAAGAUAUCAGGUCUGACCAAAUGAGAGACUGGUUGUUUUCAGGCAAUUAGUUCUUCCUCAGGUCAGAGAAAAAAUCCGACAUCGAAUUUUUGUGGCUUGGCUUCUGCAAUUCAUUGAAACUAGAUGCCUUCAAGUGCGUCGUAUGCAGCCAACGGUUUUCGUUCGUAGAUAAUCAAUCCAUGGCGACUUCGGCAAUAAAUUUUACUUCCCAGUUAUGUCAAAAAGAGGCUAUCUUUCUGGGUAGAUGACACAAAUGUCUGAAGAAUUGGGAACAACAAAGCUUAGUUUCAACAUUUUUCAUUUUCUAGUAGUUUUAUGUAUGAAUCAUCCGCCCA
Molecule: messenger RNA, 2578 nt
Organism: Hibiscus syriacus
Lineage: Eukaryota; Viridiplantae; Streptophyta; Magnoliopsida; Malvales; Malvaceae
Product: probable E3 ubiquitin-protein ligase RHG1A
Exons: 6
Coding region: 192-2267 (691 amino acids)
Molecular function (GO): ubiquitin protein ligase activity
Source: RefSeq, a predicted model, not a curated record